This is a messenger RNA of Diabrotica virgifera virgifera (western corn rootworm), 2483 nucleotides long. It is a transcript of the gene Mcm10, whose product is annotated as protein MCM10 homolog. Gene Ontology annotation, biological process: DNA replication initiation; DNA replication. The transcript is spliced from 2 exons. NCBI's taxonomy places the organism in Eukaryota, Metazoa, Arthropoda, Insecta, Coleoptera, Chrysomelidae. Gene Ontology annotation, cellular component: nucleus; replication fork protection complex. Gene Ontology annotation, molecular function: single-stranded DNA binding; DNA replication origin binding. The record is from RefSeq and is a predicted model, not a curated record. The coding region runs from base 79 to 2415 and encodes 778 amino acids.
AGACAAGUUUAUUUUAUUAUAAGGCGGGAAUAAUUCCUUUGUACAAUUAUGGUCAAAAUGUAAUUUUAAAACAAAAAAAUGGGUGAAGAUUGUGAUCCUCUGGACCUUCUGUUGUUAGCAGCAGCUGAAGAACUAGAAGACUCAUCUAAGAACCAAAUAAAACCAAAAUCUUUAAAAGAAACUAACUUAUUUGAACAGGAAUCUAAUAUUAAUAUUAAACCUCUUGCCACAACAACAAACAAUAGUAUAAUUCAUACAGGAGAUACAGACUCAUCAGACGACGAAGACAGACGAAACUGGGAAGAAAAGAAGUAUACAGAAAGUGGUAGAGAAAUCAAAAAAAUAUUAGAUGUUCCCACAAAAAUAGGCAGCAACAAAAGCCGAAUAUCUAGAGUAUCCAAUUGGAAGAAACCCUCAGUAUCUGUUGUAAAAGAAACUAAUAAAAAGACUGUGAAUCCUUUGACUAAUCCGAAUCCCUCAGUAUUCUCACAAGCCGAUGUAAUAUUCGGAAUUCGUGUUAUUAACCCACUAGUUUCAUCUGCAGUGAUCGCAGAGCGAAUGAUAGGUCGUGAAGCUAUACAGUUUAACAGGUUGGGUAGAUUUUUACAGAUAAAAACUGACGAAAAAGACUGGGUAAUAGCGGGAGUUGUGGUUCACAAAAGCGCUGCUAAGACGUCACAAAAAGGUAACCAGUUCAGCGUAUGGACUUUAACUGAUUUAAGAGACGAUAUUAAAACAGUAGCAGUGUUUCUAUUUGGAGGAGCUCAUGGACAGUUAUGGAAAACGAGUGUUGGUACCGUUGUAGGGCUGCUUAAUCCUAAUGUUUUGGAGAAAAAAGAAGGGAGAGAUGAGGCAAGUCUCAGCAUAGAUAAUGCCCAGAAGGUAAUGAUUUUGGGCCAAUCGAAAGACUUCGGCAUUUGUAAAAGUGUCAAGAAAAACGGAGAUAAAUGCACAGCCAUAGUCAAUUUAGCCAUGUGUCAGUAUUGUGUUUUUCACAUUAAACAAGAAUACCAGAAAUGCAGUAUAAGAUCUGAUCUACAAUCAUCAUUCACUGGAAAGGGUCUUACAGCACUCAGAAACAAGGUGCUAGGCAAAAACGAAGUUUUCUAUGCAGGAAAGUCAUAUAUGGCAAUACCAGCCAAAAAAAGUAGAAAAUUGGAACAGAAAGAUAACGCUAGAUUAGAUAGUUUAUUUGGAAAAGGUAUACCCCAAACCAGUCUUAAAGCAGCACCUGUAAAGAAAAAGUCGAGUGCUGCUAGGCUAGAAGUACCUCAAGGUCAAAGACUGAAAGAUUUACAGCUCUUAGAGAAAUUGAGUGGUGUCAAAGAUUUAUCAGAAAAAACUGAGUUUGAGGGUAAACAAUCAUCAGAUGUUACUAUUGGGGAUGCUAAAAGCUUAGCUUCGUCUGUUUUAAGCAGAUUAAAAGCGAAAAAUAAAGUUUCAGAAAACAAAGUAGAUAGUGGAGCAAGAGAAAGUGUACAAAGUUCAGAAGAGUCAGUUGAAACUACUCCCAAGAAAAUUAAAGGACAAUUGCCAAUUGACAAAUUUAGGGAAUUAGAAAAUAAUUUAACGAAAAUAAUGGUAUCACCCACUACCAAUAAGGUUCCAGCUAAAGAGUCUAAUAACUUAACAAGAAAGUCUUUAUUUGAGAAUGAUUUAACUAAACAGCGUCCUACUUUAGAAAACCCUUUCUCAGGCGUUCCGAAAUUAAGUGGAUUUGCCAGUGGGUCGAUAGAUCUAAGCAAACCUAUAAUUCCACGCAGAUCUGAUAAAGCUAAGGCAAAGGCCAUCAGACUUAUCCAACAAAAAGGUCCGAUAAAAAAGACUGAUCCCAACAACAUCAGGGGCACAGGAAUAAAAAGAUCGAUCGAUAUAGAAGGUGGUGAUAAGCUGGAUCUUGCUCCUAAGAAGUUAAAAGUCGAUGAAACCAACACUUUCACUUCUGAACGGUUUAAAAAAAUCAUGGCGGCAAGCUCAAGUCACCUGGAUCUAGUAGAAUCGAGAGAUGAAGAAGAGAAAGAUAAAUACUUCAAUAAAUUGGAAGCUAAAGAAAAAAUGGAGGAAAAAAUGAUCAAUACACAUAAGGUAGCCUGCAAGGCAGUCAAAUGUAUUCAAUGCAAAUACAUCAGUUUUUCUGCUUCCGAUUUGUGUAAGUCUGAGAGACAUACUUUCAAAGUGUUUGAUGCUGUUAAACGGUUUUUCAAAUGUGGACACUGCAAGAAUAGGACUGUGUGCUUAGAGGUUGUUCCUAUGACGGCUUGUAGUAACUGUGGAGGGUCGAAUUGGCAGAAAACUGGAAUGAUGCAUGAGAAAAUAGCGACUGCUGUCCAUAGUUUGUCCAUUCGAGGAGGGGAACAGAAGUUUACGAAUUCAGUGGCUACUGAUGCAAAUUUAGAUUUAUUGGUUCCUGACUAAUUUUAAUUUUUAUUAAAUGUAUUUUAAAACUUCAUUUUAAUUUUUAUUAUAUCUAUAUGACUACACAA